AUGUUUCCUCGCGUCGCCCCCGUCGUGUUCGCCCGCGCGUUCGCCCUGUGCGUCCUCGCGGGCGCGCCGUUGUUCCGAACCCACGCGCACGUCGACGCGUUCGUCCCCGUCGACGGCGUCGCGGCGUUGGUGUCCAUGUACCGCAUGGGAGAAUUCACUCGCCUGAGCGACGGCGCGGCGCGCGCGCUGACGAUUCUCUACGCCCCGGCGCGGUUGGUGCGCGCGGUGCUCCCGGGAACGACGGGAGAUUUGUUCGUGGACGUCUCGGCGCGAGCGAUGCGAAAGGCGGCGCAGAUGCACGAGGCGGCGGGGAACUCGCAGACGAUCGAUUUGAGCUUUGGAUGCGCCCUGGCGACGGUGGGCGCGGUGAAACAGCUCGUGUUGGGUGACAUCGGACCGUUCGGAUUGCUCGCGGCGAUCGUUGUCGUGUACUCGACCGUCAUGGCCGAAGCGGGGGGGUGCGUGUGGGAGACGGCGCACGUCGUCGGAACGUCGGUUUUCGUCGCGAGCGGGUUGUUGAGCUCUCGCGUCGUCAACAAAACGCCCGCGCGAGAGAGAGUGAAGAGCGAUUGA
Messenger RNA from Ostreococcus tauri, 573 nucleotides. Its product is annotated as unnamed product. The transcript has a single exon. The record is from RefSeq and is a predicted model, not a curated record. The coding region runs from base 1 to 573 and encodes 190 amino acids. NCBI's taxonomy places the organism in Eukaryota, Viridiplantae, Chlorophyta, Mamiellophyceae, Mamiellales, Bathycoccaceae.